Molecule: messenger RNA, 1076 nt
Organism: Micropterus salmoides (largemouth bass)
Lineage: Eukaryota; Metazoa; Chordata; Actinopteri; Centrarchiformes; Centrarchidae
Product: rap guanine nucleotide exchange factor 1-like
Exons: 7
Coding region: 258-1076 (272 amino acids)
Source: RefSeq, a predicted model, not a curated record
UGUGAUGUUGGUGUGUGUGUGUGUGAUGUUGGUGUGUGUGUGUGUGUGUGUGUGUGUGUUACAGGAGGACGACUGUCUGAAGCGUCUCUCUUCAUCGUCUGCAGACUCUGCUGCUGAGAAACACACUGUGAGGAGGAUCCAGACUACGACUUCCUCCACACUGACCUGUCCUCCUCUGAGACUCUCCCUCCUCUUCCUCACCCCUCCUCACUCCCCCCCGCGCUGCCAGAGAAGAGCGUCGCAGCACUGCAGGAACCAUGAACCCUCAGGCCCCUUCGUUUGGAUUUGACUCCGCCCCUCAGGAACAGAGCCCCGCCCCCUGUGAUGAUGUCACUGGUCCUGAUGCGUUGCUGUCCCCUAUGUCCCCCAGCAAGACGCCCCCUCCCCUCCCUGAGAAGAAGCGACACAUCCACGAGUACCUCCAGUUCUGUUCGUCCUACAGCGCUCAGUCAGCAGCCAGCUUCUACCAGCGACCUUUGACCUCCAGUCAGCGAUACAGUAACAGGCAGCGAGAGGUGGAGACUGCUUACCAGCUCACACACCUGGAAACACACCUGGAAACGCACCUGGACACAAACACUCAAGACUCCGCCCCCUCACCUGAGCUGCCUGCUCCAGUUCUACCACCAAAGAAGAGACUGCAGGAUCCAGCUGAGAGCGACGAUCAGAAUGAGGAGACGCAGCGCAGAGACAGUUCUCAGGGUCUCCAGCAGGAGGCGGAGCCCGGCAGGAGGAGCAGGGAGCAGCAGGAUGAGCAGCAGGAGCAGGAGGAGGUGUUACUGACCAACCACAAGGAGAUCCUCCACAGAAUCACAAUGAAACCUGAGGAGGAGGAGGGGCCGGAUGUGAAGGCAGCCUCACCUGACAUCCUAUUGGUCUACGCCACAGAGACGGACAAGAGCCCCGGUGAGUCCUCGCCUCCCCUUAGCUGUGGUAGAGAUUUGUUUUUCUUGUGUGAAAUUUUCACAGCAAAUAUUCACAUCUGCUUCAGAAUCAGAAAAAGAAGCAGAGCGUCUGUGGCUCACACAAAAACACACGUGGACCAGAUGAUUUCAGGAAGUGGAGUUCAGGACUAG